Messenger RNA from Pseudozyma hubeiensis SY62, 12354 nucleotides. RefSeq names its product nonribosomal peptide synthase. The coding region runs from base 1 to 12354 and encodes 4117 amino acids. NCBI's taxonomy places the organism in Eukaryota, Fungi, Basidiomycota, Ustilaginomycetes, Ustilaginales, Ustilaginaceae. Gene Ontology annotation, molecular function: phosphopantetheine binding; catalytic activity. The transcript is spliced from 3 exons. The record is from RefSeq and is a predicted model, not a curated record. Gene Ontology annotation, biological process: secondary metabolite biosynthetic process; amino acid activation for nonribosomal peptide biosynthetic process. Gene Ontology annotation, cellular component: cytoplasm.
AUGACCACCAUCAUGAAUUUCUCCAAACUUCAACCCUUUGACCUGCCACAAGGACGGGUGGCGCUUUUUGUCGAGAACGAAGGUGCAUCUUUUUCGCCCGGAGCCCUUACCGGCACCGGUGCAGCCUACGAAGUCGACGAUAUCGUCUGUACGCUUCGUGCCCAUGCCCUCCGCUUUGCCAACCACGUUGCCAUCGAGCAUUACACCGCUGAUCUUGACAGUGGCGCUCUUCACCCGUCGGUCAUUCUCUCUUUUGGCCAGAUCGAUACUGCUUGUGACAGCUUUGCUAGGGCUAUGCAAGGCCAGGACCUUUUCGACGGAACUCGUCAUCAAGUGGUGCCCAUAAUCUCGUCCAAGCAUCCAGCAGCCUACGUUGCCAUGAUGGCCACUCUCAAGCUCGGACUCGCGUUUGCGCCUCUCGACCCUCAGACUAUCCCUGUUGCGAGGCAAGUUUCUAUUCUCUCGCAAAUCGCCCUCACCACUAACAAGACCAACGACAACAGCACCAACACUGCCCUUGGUGUUCGACCUUUGCUAACCCUGAUGGACCGCGACAGCUUCAAAGCAUACUCGGCAACUCAGCCCAGCCAGAUCUCGCUGUCUCUACGCAUCCUCGUCUUGGAGGAUCUCCUUGACGAUGCGAUUCAAGCUAGCGGACAACCUCGUCUUGAGGCUGAGCACCAUCUCAACAUUGCGCCAAUCCACCCCGAGGCCCCUGCGUACGUCAUCUUCACCUCGGGAAGCACGGGCACAUCAAAGGGUAUUGUCAUGUCUCGACUUGCCCUAUCGGCUGGGAUUCAGUCCUUGACCAGGCUGCUUCCUCGUGUUGAGCAUCGAUCCAACAAGAUGCUCCAAUUCUCCCCUAUCCAUUUCGACGUCUCCCUUCUCGAGCUAUUCUACUGCUUCGGCCCUUCUUCGAUCUCGUCUCAGGAAACUCCAUGCGCUUUAGUAACAGCUCCCUACCACUUGAUGCUCCAAGAUCUCACGCUGUUUCUUCGGGCUACUGGAUGCACUCACGCCUGUCUCACUCCCACCGUGGCUGCGCUUGUCAAUCCGCGUGACGUCGGGUCCCUGGCAUUUCUGGCUUGCAGCGGCGAAGCCAUUCCGACCGCCUUGGUGGAGCGGUGGGUGAAGGCGAGAGAGCAAGGCCACAGCCAGACGGAGCUGUGGGGAGGUUACGGUCCAAGUGAAACAUUCUUCACCUCUCUACGCCCUCUCGACGCCUCCUCGAUCCAUCGAGAUACCGGAUUCCUCCAAACGGCUGCUACAAGCGCGAAGGAUCUCGGCCCACCUCUUCCCACUUGUAUGUAUGCAGUAAUCGACCCAGAGAUCGAACAGCCGGUUUCUGUGGGCGAGCUUGGCGAGCUUUGGGUGGCUGGUCCGCAAGUCAUGAAUCGAUACCUCGGCCAGGAUGAGCUCACAUCAAACGCCUUCCGAUUCGAUGCAAUUUCGGGAAGCAAAUGGUAUCGUACCGGAGAUUUGGUACGCAUGAUUCGUGUCGAAGAUGGUGCUGUGGAGUUCCAUUGUCGCUAUGCGAACAACUCGGUCGCCUCUUACGUCAAACACAACGGACUUAGACUCGAACUCGAGGAGAUCAACUCGAAAGUUUCUCUUCACCCACUUGUGACUGCUGCACACACAUUGAUCUCCACCUACAAGGACGAAGAUGAUGGCAAGAAGAGCCUCGUCACUUUUCUCUCGCUCGACCGAUCUGCGGUCGAUCUCACAGUGCUUCAAACCUCAAAGCAUGACUCAAGAACGCAGCACACCUCGACAUCCAUCAUUGGAUUAGCACAAGAAGUACUGGGUCAAAUCUGGUCAGAGUUGGUCAAGACGUUGCCGAGCUACAUGGUACCCCAGUAUUUGAUUCCUCUCAGUACAAUGCCGCUCGCUCAGACCGGUAAAGCCGACUUCAGACGCUUGGAGACCAUGUUCUCCACGCUCGCACCCAAAGCGCUAUCUCGAUGCGCGAUGCCUAUGCAAGCUCAACAGAAGGUUGCCGGGCAACAGCAGAGCAAGGAGCAGAGAGACGAAACACGAGUUCUCCUUAAUCGCGCGGCGAGUGCUCUUCUGCAAGCGGGCGUUCUUAAGUGGCUGUGUGAGGACGAGGGCACGGAUGUGGACGACAGGAUGGCCGAAGUUCUUUCUCGCUCGCAAGAGCCGUUGUCCUCAUUCGGCGUCGACUCACUUGGACGCAUUCGAGUCGGUGCGAUACUCUGUCAAGAAUUUGGCAGCAGAGCGAGGAAAGCCAGGUCUCAGAUCAUCAGCUCUGACACCUCUCUCAAAGACCUGGCCGAAACGAUACAAUCUAUAUCAAGGAGCAGCGUUGCGGACGACGCAGCAGAGUCUGCCAGUAUUACCCCUCUGAGCCUGUCUCCGGAAGUACUGCAGCAUUUGCAAGGGCAAGGUAUCCAGCCCGAUGACAUCGAAUUUGUUCAGACCUGCAGUCCGAUUCAACUCGAUAUCAUCGCUUCCCAGCUACGAGAUGACCUUGAUCCGACCGGGGCAUUCGACCACCUUGUGUUCGAACUGGAUGUCAGUUGCACCGACUACACUCCUGACGUGCUUGCUUACCACGAAGCAUUCGGCAGACUUGUCAAUCGUCACUCUGUGCUCAGGACACUAUUCGUUCCUUACGACGCUGACGAUCAGUAUCCACUGGCUCAGGUAACCUUGCAGGCAAGCGCAUAUCUUAGUCUGUUGGAAAGGCGGGAAGAUACCAGCGCGGCAAUUCUUUACCAGCCUUGCGCUAGGAUUUCCACCAAGAAAGACAAGCAAGGACGUGCUCAGACGGUCGAGCUUCACCUCAGCCACGCCGUUUACGAUGGAUUCUCUCUUUCCAUUCUUCUUCGCGAUCUCCGAAGGUUUGUAGUGGCAGCCACCGGCGCUGUUAGUUCCGACGUCAACGAUAGCUGGUCACAACCGCAUCGGUAUCGGGCUUUCACUAAUUUCGUCGAAGACCAAGAGGCAAAAGGGCAAGCGAAGCGAUUUUUCGAAAGGAUUGUCUCAAGAUGUCAACGCAUGACCUAUCCUCGAUAUGAGCCACAUCUCCUUCCAGAAUACGCGCGGAAAGCUGCAAGACCUGAUCAUGUCGUCGACACCUCAAUACAGCUUUCACUCGCCAAACUUGAGCGCAAUUGUGCGGCCAUGAUCACUCGAGAAGCGAAUUCCUUGCCCAUCGGUUCUUCUGCGCUCCUUCAGGCUUGUUUUGCUUCUGCAUUAUCAGAGGUAGCACAUGAAGACAGAGCAAUUUACGGGACCUUGUGUUCGGGACGCAGGCUCGACUUGGAAGGUAUCGACGACAUUGUCGGACCCACACUUUCGACUGCUCUGGUUCAUUUGGAGGCUAUGGACGACUACAAGGGAGAUCUUCUCAAACUUGCUGUGCGAGUAUCCCAGCUUCUCUUCGAUGGCGAGCGUCAUGCACCAUUCUUGACUCAAAGUCAGCAACUUUCUGCAUAUUCCGGCGACACCGAGCGCGGGCAAGCUUCGGGCCUCUCGUCUGUCCUGUUCAGCCUGCAGUCGUUUCCUGGUGACGAUCAAGACGUUCUAUUCCGACAGCAGAACGUUGGCCUGCACAACUUGACAGGCUAUGCGUUGGUCGUUGAAGCAUCACCAUCCUCAGGCGAGCUGGGAACAAGCACUUUGAACCUUCGUUGUCGCUACGAUGCUCAGCGUGUGACGCAGCAAGAUGCAACGGCUCUCAUGGAAGCGUGGAAGCGAUUGCUGUCAAAGUUGUGUACGGAAACUGCCACAGAGUUUAACGAGCUCGUAUCGACCGACUUGAACUCGGAAACUUACAGACAGUCUUCUGACGCUGGUGAAUACGCUGGUGAACACCUGCCAUUGCCGUCUCAGCUGAUGGUCCAUCAUCGACUCGAAUACCAGGCGGAAGCCACUCCCUCCAAGAUCGCGCUCCAAUUCGAGUCUUCGCGUUUUGUGACCUACUUGGAGCUGCACAUGAUGGUGGAAGGUUUCUACGAGGCGCUUCAGACAUACCACCUUGCAAAGGCAGAACAGUCAGAAGGCGUCAACCAUCCACCUCCUAUAUUCAUCGACUCGAGAAUCGGCAGACAGCCAGAGGUGAUUGCUGCUAUGCUGGCCUUUGGUAAGCUGGGCAUCCCUUUUGCCUUUGUUGAUUUCUCAAGAUGGCCAAAACAGAUGCUGCAGAGCGUGGCCAUGCAAGCAAAGCCGUUGGCAUGUCUGUGUAGCACGCGGAAACACUGCGAAGAGGUUGCAAACGCUUUUCCGAAGCUAGCACCCGUGUUUCUCGACUUCCGACAGUUGUGCGAGCGCGCGGAACCUUUUGAAAGACGGACCGAAAAUCAAGACGGACGGAGCGAUCCUGAUGGCGCCUUUUACUACGCGUUCACGUCAGGAACAACUGAUCUCUUCACUGAUGACACGUCACAUUUGUUCGCCAUCAAAACUCAAAAUCGUAGAGUCUUUGUCUGCCUAUGGAGCGGUGCAUGCCUCUGCAUGGCUGACGAGAAUCGUACUCUUACACGUCUGGACGCGACAGCAACCAUGUUGCGAGCCAAUUUCGCUCAACUGACACCAACAGUUGCUUCCAUGCUGCAUCCCCCGAGCGUACCGUUCCUGACCGACCUCAUCUUGGGUGGUGAAGCCCUCACUGCACCGCUUGCAAGGAGAUGGGCCGAUCAACUGCGACUCUUCAACUGCUAUGGUCCGACCGAGUGUACGGUCAUCGCCGCAAUGCACCCAGUCACUAUGGAACCCAAACCCUACAUCACCAUCGGUCGGGCCUUCGGGUACAAUACGAUCCAUAUCAUGGAUCUCGAUCAAGACAAACCUGUGAGCAAUGGUCAGGUUGGCGAACUUUGUAUCAUGGGUCCACAAGUUGGAAGCUACCUCCACUCUGUUUCCGCGCCAAAGCUUGGGAAGGGCAAACGUCUGUAUCGAACGGGCGAUCUCGCCUUUCUCAACGGCGAUGGAACAAUCUGCUGCUUGGGACGCAAGGACUCGGAACUCAAGGUUCGCGGGCAAAGAGUUGAUGCUAGUGCAGUUGUAUCAGCCAUAAGCUCAAGCAGCGACUCGAUCAGUUUUGUAUGUGUCGACCUCUUCGAUGUGGUUCACGAGCUCGAUCGCGAUAACAGCAACGUCAAACUGAUCGCCUUCAUGGCACUCUCAAACAGUGUCAACGAAGGAGGACCAAGCAACGACGCAAGUGGAUCCAACGCCUGCGGUGUGGAGCUUCUUCGUCUGGACUCGCAAGCGCUUCAGAUUGCCACGGCGGCACUCGAAACUUGUCGGAGCAGGUUGAAAGCUGCAUCGGUCCCCGCCUGGGUGCUUGCGCUCACUCGGAUUCCAAAGACUUCGUCUGGUAAGAUCGACACUCGAUCCCUUCGAGCUCUGGCCAGAGAUUGCUACCGUAAGGGUACUUUGCAGAACCUUGCUCAGCUUCUCAGACCCUCAAGAAGGCUGGCUUUUGUUGUUGACUCGUCCGAUGACGCUGUCCAACAAAAUGUCCGGAGACUCUGGGUCAAGCUACUCGGACUGAAGCGUAGCUUUGACCAAGAUGCUUCCAUUGCACAGCUCGGAGGCGACAGCAUCACUAUGAUCAAGAUGGUGAGCGAGCUGAGCUCGAGCGGUUGCAAAUGCACUUUUGCCGACCUCGCGGCGCACGAUACUUUUGACAUGCUCUGCACCUUCUUGAAAGGCCACAAAGGCCACAAGCCAGUCUUGCAUUCCUUGUAUGACCUCGAACAGAUUGCCACAGGAUAUACGCAAUUCUCCAUCAUAGGCGACAGGACGCAGCUUUCACAGCUUUUCGAGGCUGCAAAGAAGCAGAUGGGGGUCGAGCAGGCUAACGUACAAGACAUAUUGCCGGCCACGCCAAUGCAGACUGGUCUAUGGGUCGUGGGUGAGCAAUUGAUGGAUCUCUACUUUGAUUGCUUUCGCUACACCUGGAGCUGGAACCUCCAGUUGCAGGCUCAUCAGAUCACCGAGGUGUUGAAACAUGUUUUGGACACUCACGCUAUUCUGCGCACAAGGAUGAUGUACCUUCACGGGAGAGUCUUCCAGGUGGUGCUCGACGCGGAAACUGCAUUAGCAAGAGCAUGCACCCUCCCGAGUACGGGUGAGCUUUCCAUAUCUUUCGACACGACAAAGAGAGCACUUUCGCUACGUAUCCACCAUUCUCUCUUCGAUGCUUGGAGCUGGACACUUGUUGAGGAGCAACUGAAAAGCUGUUUCUCGACCCUCAGCAAGGGACUGGACAUCUUCGAAAAGCGGCAGGGAUUCCUCCCAUUUAGCAGCUUCACGGCUCUCAAUCUUGACGAGACCCUCAAGAGCAGAUCGACCGAGUACUGGAGUAGCUACCUCUUGACAAGCUCGUUGUCACCCUAUCCAGGCAAAGGAACAGGUUUCCAACAACCUGAUGGCAUCAAGAGCUUCUCAAGCGAGCGCAUCCAGUGGAACACUACAAGCUCAACGAGCUUCACAAAACGUCAUGGUGUCACGCUCUCGGACAUUGUCAGGUCCGCUGUUGGCCUUGCCAUCGCUUCAAAAUGCGAUGCAGAAGAUGUUCUUCUGGGUGUUGUUACUUCUGGACGGGCAGCUCCAUUCGCCGGUAUUGCAAGAGUAUCGGGUCCUUGCUUGGCAACCGUGCCACUGCGCGUACCCGUGAGCCUGGCGAAAACCGAAUCGCUUGCUUCGCUGGUAAAACACGUUCGUCAGCAGCACAUCGAGUCUCUUCCCUUCGAGCACCUUGGGCUUCGAAAGAUCAUCAAUUCGAGCCAGCACAAGGAUGCCAGGGAGAUCUUUGAUGUCCUUCUGACGUUUGUGAAUUUGGAAGAAGGCACGGCUGAUCCAGAUGACGUUCUGGUUAGAGAGCGCGAGGAGACAUCGCUCGCUAUACCAGAGCAGCCUUACUCUUUGACUCUCGAGGUGUUCCUGAAUGGGUCAACCCUCAGCCUCACCGCCAAAUACGACACUGCAAUCCUGCUCGACCGUGACGUUUUUUGGCUGCUCAAGCACAUCGUAGCGGCUAUGGAGCUUAUCAUCCGGCUUCCCACAUCAAAGUUUGCACCUAGAAUGCUAUUGCAAAAGGAUGAGGUCGCUACCAUCUCCUCGUUCGCCCCUCAAACGCCUCUGGACACUCCCUUUGCGGCGCUGCCUCCUAUGCUGCUCAAUCAGGCUUCCUCGCUGUGGUGCAAGACUGCCCUCGUCAACGAGAUGCACGACUAUGUCACGUAUGGCGAACUCUUCUGCAAAUCUUUCAGAGGUGCUGAAGCGCUGGUCCAGAGAGGAGUUGGUCCAGGACAGAUCGUACCCUUGCUCUUGCACAAGGGACUGGAGCUUUACUUUGCGAUCUUUUCUGUCACUCUGACUGGCGCAGCAUUCUCCAAUCUUUCUCUAGAAGCGCCCCGCGACCUUUUAGAGUACAGCAUCAAUGAGCUUCUCCAGGCGAAGUUUGCGAUCAUUGAUGACAAUGCUGCGCGUUGGAUAUCUGAUCUGGUGACAGAACCCAUUCAGCUGAAGGAAUUGAUGUUUGACAAGAAAGCCGAACACCUCGAUCGCAACAGUCGCAAAAGGCUUCUCGAGAGUGAUCGAGUUAAAACGAUGGUGUCGCGUGCCUCUCCGAGCUCACCGUGCUACAUCGGGCUCACAUCUGGGACCAGCGGCCGCCCAAAGGCGGUGCAAGUUUCGCACUCGAACAUUGUGGCUUUCCUGGAGGGCGGUAGAGACGCUUUCUUGCUCAAGUGGACCUCGCGCAACCUCGCUUAUGCCAGUCAAACCUUUGACGCGUUCUUUCAAGACAUCUUUGUGACGCUCCUGGUGCAUGGCGCCACGUUGGUCGUUGCCUCAAAAGACGCAUUGAUGUCCGACUUGGAAGGACUCAUGGAUUCCAUGGAUGUCAGCGACACACAUCUCACCCCUACUGUCUCAAUGCUGGUGACACCAGAGAACGUGCCGAAGCUCCGAUCGAUCCUCAUCACUGGAGAACAGGUGACGCCCAGCGUGCGGAAGCGCUGGAUCGAAUCGGGAGCGACGACCCAGAAUGCUUAUGGACCAAGUGAAACGUCUGUCGGUGUGACAACGCAUUCCUUUGUCCCAGGAACAUCGCCUCCGUUCAUUGCCAUUGGUAAAUCUUUUGGAGACACUAGGUUGCACAUUGUGGAUGAAGAACUUCGGAUGCUUCCCAUCGGGGCCAUCGGAGAGAUCGUGGUAACAGGUACCCAGGUCGCUUCUUACCUACGAAGCGGUUCCAAAGAUGCCUUUGUCCCGAGCCCCUUUGUCUCUGGCAAGCGACUUUAUCGAACGGGCGACUUGGGUCGGCUCCACGGUGACGGAAGCUUUGAAUGUCUCGGUCGUCGAGACUUCCAAGUAAAGCUUCACGGCCAGAGAAUCGAGACAGAAUCUGUAGUCAGCGUCAUUCUCGAAGCCGGGAAGGAAGACCAGCUUCGCGAGGCUACCGUACACGUCCUCACGAUUCAUGAGCAGCAAAGGCUGGUGGCUUUUGUUGCUUUCGAAAGAGACCCAGCUGGCAACCAGACCGCGCCUGCUAGCGAAGCUGGACGAGUUGUCGGAAGCGCAACAUUACUUUCCCUCCUACCGGCUAUGGACGUGUUGCGGACGAAAGUGGCAACGAGACUGCCCAGCUACAUGUGUCCCAGCCUUUGGGUUCCGGUGACUUCUCUACCAAGGAAUGCAAGCAACAAGCUUGACCGUCGGGCGCUUGAACUCAUCGUUGACAGUAAUGUGGUAGAAGCUCUGGCUUCCGCUGAACGUCAAGGACGCACACAACGCCUCACUGCAACUCCAAUAGAAGAGCUCGUCAGGAAAGUCUGGGCACAACUGUUGUGCCGACCGGCCGCAGGAAUCUAUGUCGAGGCGACAUACAGCUCAUACGGUAUUGACUCCCUUGGGCUGAUCCGGCUCAACGCGCUGUUGAGGGAAGCUGGGCUACACACAUCCGUCUCACUCCUGGUUGCAUAUCCAACUAUUGCCUCGUUUGCGACUGUGACCUCGAGUUCAAAAUCCACGACCUCAUACAACGCCGUAGGUCACCAAGGCCAUCAGGCUCCCUCUUUGGAGGCACCAGUCAUGACAGCCCCGUCUUGGUCCCAAUACGAGCUGGACAUAGCACAGGCGGGUAUCGCGUUGGAGGAUGUUGAGGACGUGUCCCCUGCCUCGCUUCAACAGCGUAACCUUUACGCGGCCGUGGAACGAGACGCAGAAGCCUAUCGCUCGUCUUUCGAGUACAAAGUUGUUUUCAAGCAAGGCGUCGACGUCCACAUGGCAAUGCGCACAGCCUGGAGCAGGGUGCUAGCAAUCCAUCCUAUCCUGCGAGUGUUAUUUGUGCCAUGCUCCGAUGCAAAGAUCGGCUUUCUUCAAGUCCUACGACACAAAGGUCAAGCGUCGCAAUUUGUCUUGGAGGACAAAGAGACUUCAUAUGGGGACGAAGCAGAAGCUUAUGCUGUCUUGUUGCUGCAAUUGCCAGCCGAUCAGUGGUACCGACCGAUCUGUGUCGAGACCCAGGUGACUUUCACCUUGCGACUUUCGCAUCUUUGCUACGAUGGGUGGAGCAUGGCGAUCAUCGAGAAAGACUUAGACGCCGAACUUUCUCGUUUCUUGCAAGAGCCUCUCAACUCAGAUAUCACGGCAGAGACGUCAGUGCUUCAGCCAAGCUACUUGGACUUUACCCGGCACUACCUGUUGCCUCAGCGCAAACAAGAAGCUAUUCAAGCUUGGGCCAAUUAUCUACGCGGCGCUCGGCCUUGUCUUUACCCUGCUCCUUUGCAAACGUUCAAGAUGGGAUCAGCGCUGGGUGAAAAGGUAUCAUCGCAGACCAUUUCCAGUGACCUGAACUUGACCGAUCUCGCAACGAGACUGCAGGCGUCUCCUGCUGUACUGCUUCAGGCCGCGUUGGCGAUCGUACUGUCGCAACAUGACGAGGCCAACACCGAUGUCUUAUUUGGACUGGUCGCUUCGGGCAGAAUGCUUGAAUUUCCGGGCAUAGAAAACAUCGUCGGGCCCUGCAUGGUGACUGUGCCUUUGCGAAGUCAUGUGGACCCUAGCAGGUCGCUGCAUGACUUCCUGCAGCACACGACCAUGCAGUUCAGCAAGCUAAUCGGCUCUCACUACGUGGAUAUAGGAACCAUCAUCCGUGCCUCGCCCUUUCCUACUCUGGCCAGACUGUUCUCAGUGCUGCUCGCAUUUGUCGAUCAAGAAGAAGAACAGUUUUCGGGAUCGAAUUGUUUGGAACGGGUUGCAACCGAAAGUUCCGACGCCAAGAGGGCAAGGAGGCUGUACGAUGUGCAGAUCCCUUGUAUCAUCGAAGCAUCCAUAAAAAACGGACGCAUUGGCUUGGUGUGCAUUCAUGACGAGGACGCCAUAGCUUCUGCCGAUGCAACCGUCUUGCUUCGCCACGUACUCACGUGUCUCGAAUGGAUGCAGCAGGUUGCUGAGGAUCGUAAGAAUGUUCGCAUUGGACGGACUUGCUUGGCGGACUCGGAGGAGCGCGCCAGUUUGGAGACCAUUGCUGCCUCGACGCCUCACAGCUCGCAGGAGCUUGUUCUCGACGCAGAGGGACAACUCUGCCCAUUGGGUGUUGCAGGCCAGAUAUUUGUGUCUGUCCCGAUCUCAAACGGUCAUGAACCCGCAUGCUCGAAGGAGUCGACCGUUUCCAAGACGACCCAUGCGGUCAGCAAUCCAUGGCAGCCAGGGCAUCACAUCCACCCAACAGGUCAGUUGGGCAGGCGGCGUGCGGAUGGGAGGAUCGAGUAUCUUGGCCUAAAGAUACCUCGAAUUGUUCUCAACGAGCAGAGAAUCGACGGCAUGAGGAUCGAGAAAGUGAUUGAUUCUUGUUCAGGUGUCGCCAAGUCAUUGGUCUUCGCGGCAAACUCGGGAGCCAGCACGGUCUUGGUCGCUGCUGUUGCUAUUGCAGCGCAGGAGCAGGAUUGCUCGUCUGGCUGUCUUAUCAAAGAUCCAGACAUUCUAAAGAUUGUCCUGGAUUGCCAAGAGGCAUGUCUGGCAAGAUUCCCGCCACCGAUGCUUCCCUCUUUCUUCAUUCCCCUGCACAAACUACCGACGAGAACCGAGCUGCUCGAGCUCAUGAACACCGAGAAUUUGGAGCGGGUGGCGCUGCGAGCGACUUCGACAUUAGAACACGACACCUCAAGACCAAUAAACGACACCGAAGAAGUCAUCUGCUCUGAGCUAGCGAAGGUCUUGCAGCUUAAAGCGGAACACAUUGGUGCCAAUGUGCAUUUCGCUAGACUCGGUGCCGACUCACUGACGCUCAUGCGGCUCUCCAAGAACCUGAGAACACGAGGCCUCGAUGUAAGCGUCAAGACGUUGAUGCAGUUCAGUGACGUCUCCCAGCUUGCAACCGCUAUUGAUCGUCAAGAACUGUGGUACUCGAAGCGCACACACGAAGAGAACUCCGGAGAAACCAUGCUCAACAGUUCUGAACCUGAUUCGGCCAGCAGGGCUGGAAGCGUCAAUGGUAGCAUGUGCUGGGUGCCAUCUAGUUCCAGUUCAAUUGGCGCCUUGUCAUCGUCGCUGGAAUCGUCACUGGAGGAGACCGGGUUCGACGUGCCCUCGUCCGAGUUCUACAUACCCGUCUCUCUCCGCACGGAAGAUCGCUGGCUCUUCAUGGUUCAUGACUACUCUGGCUUCGUACAAGCGUACUCAACGCUGGCAGAGAACGAAGAAUUGAUCGGUACCUACAAUAUCUGCAGCAUCAUGGACCCCAACAUUGGCGCACGCACGAGUCAGUACCCUGACAUGAGAAGCUUGGCAUUGGCCUACCUCAUUGGAGCCCUGAGGUUCAUGCUUAAAUAUGGUCGAGGUCUCGAUCUGACCUUGGGAGGUUGGAGCUUUGGUGGUACGGUGGCUUUCGAGAUGGCAUAUCUCUGGCGGACAAGCUCGGAGCAAGUGUUGAGGCUGGCUGGCUUACCUCACGGUUUACCUGUCCGGUUGCGAGCCGUCGUCAUGCUUGACACCUUCUUGUGGCCACCCAGCCUCGAGCCGCUCGCGCACAGCUUCAACUCUGAACCUCGAGACGAGCGGGAAAGACUGCUGGCUAUUCAGCGGGACAAGGCUGAAAAGCACUGCAAGCAUUACUGGCCAGCAAUGGCAGAAGAUUCCUUCAAAAUCUGCCUGGUCAAGGCGGCGCUGCAGGAUGGCUGGGAACAGCGUCCCCGUCAGAUUCAAGAGAUAGAGACGAGUCCUUUCAACGGCUGGGACCAAGCGAUUUCGCAAGAAUUCUUCCUCAAUGACAAGGUCAGUGGUCAGCACGCAACGCUGUUCGACGCCGAUCAUGCAAAGGAGACCAAUGCAGCACUUGCAAAGCUGCUCUCGAAAGCAUCAGAGACAUGUUCAUAA